GCGACUUAUCAUAUCAUCAUGCAGCUCACGACUGUAGUCCUCGCUGCGCUCAGCGCCGUGUCGGUAUCGGCGACACCAUCAUGGAUGGGUGGUGACCAGGUCACCAUCAAGGAAGAAUACAAGGUGCCCGGCGACAACCCGCUCUACUUCUGCGGCGACCCAGCGGACGACAUCCUGAAGAUCGAGAAGGCGGACAUUGACCCGAACCCACCCAAGCCCGGCCAGAAGCUCACCAUCAAGGCGACGGGCAACUUCAAGGACAAGGUCGAGAAGGGCUUCAAGAUGCACCUGCAAGUCAAGUACGGCCUGAUCACCCUGAUCAACCAAGAGGCCGACGGCUGCGACACGAUUGGCAAGGCGGAUCUCGAGUGCCCGCUGGACAAGGGCGAGAUGACGCUGAGCAAGGACGUUGACCUGCCCCAGCAGAUCCCUCCCGGCACAUACACGGUCCUCGCCGAUGUCUACACCGAAGAGGGCGACAAGAUCACAUGCUUGACUGCCAAGAUCGCCUUCCACCGGUAAAUGCACACGACGCCUCGCCCUCGAUUCGGCCCUGAUACGAACAUGCAGAAAUGGCGCUGCAGCUGAAGACGAUGAGCAGCCGAAGGAGAAUAUUGUCAAGUUCGGGCAGCCCAAGUUCAAGAUGUCGGGCCCGUUGGCGGGCAUGGUGCAGGAACGUCUAAGGAGGAGGAACGAGCUGUGAAUGUACAUGCGAUGGUAGUUUCUCUUGUGAAUUGGUGCGCGAUACCAUGCAAUCUCUGUAGUAGUUGAAGUUCUGGUGGAAGCAACGAUGUUAAUGUAGAUAUGAAUCAAUGCGCAUCUUCAUCUGC
This is a messenger RNA of Parastagonospora nodorum SN15, 830 nucleotides long. RefSeq lists its product as hypothetical. The coding region runs from base 19 to 522 and encodes 167 amino acids. The transcript is spliced from 3 exons. Gene Ontology annotation, molecular function: sterol binding. Lineage: Eukaryota; Fungi; Ascomycota; Dothideomycetes; Pleosporales; Phaeosphaeriaceae. The record is from RefSeq and is a predicted model, not a curated record. Gene Ontology annotation, biological process: intracellular sterol transport.